Messenger RNA from Portunus trituberculatus (swimming crab), 4539 nucleotides. RefSeq lists its product as uncharacterized. Gene Ontology annotation, biological process: SCF-dependent proteasomal ubiquitin-dependent protein catabolic process. Lineage: Eukaryota; Metazoa; Arthropoda; Malacostraca; Decapoda; Portunidae. The record is from RefSeq and is a predicted model, not a curated record. Gene Ontology annotation, cellular component: SCF ubiquitin ligase complex. The transcript has 3 exons. Bases 493 to 2133 code for a protein of 546 amino acids.
AUUGAUGUGGUGUCCUGAAGCAGCGCGGACCUCCCCCACCGGGAGUUGGCCUCCCCUGCCGGAACUCGUGUUGGCAGCACUCUCGCUCUCUCGCUCUGGGAGUCCCCACCUGCUGGCCGCGGUAUAUUUACCGCACAACAGUCUCUUGUAAGACGUGGUAGUGUUGCAUACUGUUCACCUGUGGCGCAGUGACUACAAUUCUUCGUUUUGACAGUAAGAAAAGUUUCGUGGAUUCACAGACAAUGAGAUCCGUAUACUGGGACAUGUAACCCUAGUGAUCCCGCGGCUAUACUAGCCACAACGCAGUAAAUGAACAAGAAAUUAGGUUGUCGUGCCGCUUAUCAAGGCGGCAAGUCGUGCCAAGUGGCGUUUCGUGCAUUGUGCCUCUGGGAGUAAUAGGAUAUUCCCGUGAAAAAAAAAGUUCCUGAAAUGCCGUAUAAUAAGUUUUGAUGAAUUUAUGGUAAAAAGUAAUAUUGAGACAUUAGAAAAAUAAUGGCUUUGAUAAACAUGCAUCUUCCUCGACUGCCUUUGGCACUUGCGAGGCACCAGGAGGCCACUCCGUUGACCCCUAAGUCAAUAGGCCCUCCACCCGUUGUGUUAUCGAAAGUAAUUUCCCUCAAGGAGAUGUGCAGCAAAUUUUGGUUGGAGCGUGUGCAGUACGUGCUGCGUCGCAACAUACCCAAGUGGCAAGCGUUUACUGUGCAGCGGUUCCUAAAGGAUCUCCCUCGCAACCUUCGCGCCAUGAUGGUGCACAACGCCCUUAAGGCCGGUGGGCUGCACCUGAGGCACGGCAGCAGGGAAUUGGCUGCAAUCAACAGAGCUCUGGUCCUCCUCAGCUCUGACAUGCAGGUGGUGGAACCAGUGUAUGUCACACUGCCUCGCCCAGGCCCCGAGGGUGCUGACUGGCCCCUUGACAUUGAUUUGAUUCUUCGUAACGGCGAGGGUCUGACCCAUCUAGUAUUGACGAUGCCGCCGCUUAUGACAGAUGCCGUGAAACGAGUGUUCAGUGACCUCUGCCGCACUUGUAAAAAGCUCAGUCGCGUGCGUCUCAUUGAUGCCUCCGAUGACGCCCUCACGCUGCUCACGCGGUACUGCCGCCUCAUCACUCAUCUCGACGUGUCUGGGUCUGCCGGCGUCACUGACGAGGGCAUUAAUAGAAUUAUUGUAAAUCUGUUAUGGGGAGGAGGAGAAGAGCCCAUGAGGCUCCGCCACAUGGACGUGGGAGGCACCAGCGUGACACAAGAAGGCGUUGCUAUUCUUCUGUCCCGCUUAACGGAGCUAACCAGUCUCGGUUCAGCCGACGUCAUAGAAGCUCUAAAAAUAAUGGAUGAACUAAGUGAUGGAAGUUCUGUGACGAUCCUGGAGGAGGUGAACGUGCGAUGUGUUACAAUCAACAAUCUGCGGCUGCUGCGGCGAAUGUGUCCCGCAAUAAAAAAUGUAAAUGCCAUUAUCAACUAUGCUGGAGUCACCGUGAAUGACCUGCGGCUGCUCCCUGAACUUCAACAUCUAAAACUUUCUGUUCAGGAACCGUACCUGUUGUCUCCCACGGCGCUGUACGAGUUCGCUUGGUCGGUGGGCACCCGACUAGUGACUCUGCGGCUGGAAGGAGACGUGUACUGGGAGGCCGACAUUGGUGUUUUGGCCGGGAACUGUCCACAUCUAGAGGAGCUGGCGCUGCCUGCUGUGACAGUACCCACACGAGAGUCACUAACGGAGCUUUCCAACAAGGACAGCAUAGCCUUAGCUCGGCUCAAGGUGCUGGAGCUAGAUUGUAUGACGGGUGUGGGUCCUAAGGCAUGGGCCAAGGACUUCACACUGAUGCGACGCGGUUUGACGGCCGCCCUCAGUAGGUGCCGUCAGCUACGCCGCCUCAUCUGCCGCCCGACCAAUCUGGUGGAGACGGAUCUUUUGGAAAUACUGUCCGUUAAUAGGAUGAUGCACCUGGAGGUGCUGGAGCUCUACAACUGCGUGCUGGGCUUGUCCUCUGCUCGGUUGCUUGUGGACACCUGUGAAAACCUACACGUUAUGAAGGGUCUUCGUACCUGGCGGGGUCUCACACUGCAGGACCUAGUGCUGCUGCGGCGACACACGCGGGGCCACCGACGCACCGCUGAACUGAAGAUUCUACCCUGAUGCGGCACCAGAGGCAGGACUUGAAGGAAAGGGAUAGGAUAGGAGAUGCAAAACCAUGGAAAAGAUUAGAAUGUUACGAUAGGUGAGGAGGAAAAGAAGAGUUCAGUGAAAGGACACAAAACUAAAAAUGGACGACUACAAGGAAACAAAUACGUUCAGAUGGAUGGAGAUGGAGAGAAGACACACGGGACACGGGUGAAAAUUUGGAAAAAAGAAUCAAAGAAAACACAAGGAGUGAACAUAAAAUAUUGAAAAUAAUAAUAGAAAAGCGGCAAGAAGUAAAUGAAAAUAAAAUAUUAGAUAGAAAAUUAAAGCUUGGGAAGAAAGAUAAAGCGAUGGUUAGAGAACUGAAAAAAAAAGCGUAUAACUAAAUAACGUGUAAUUGAAUGAUGCGAAAGUUCAAUGUUUAUGUUUUCCUAAAUGUCGUUCUAUUUUGGAAGAAAUAAGCUGAGAAGCAAGGAAGGAGGAAACCCGAACGAAAAAAAGAAAAGAAAAAACAAGGUACAAGGAAACACGAACGAAAAAAAAGCAAGGUACAAGAAACACGAACGAAGUGGACAUUUCAUUCUUUUAUACAAAGGUUAAGUUAAUAAAAAUCCAAGGGUACAAGUGUGUCGAGUGUCAUGAAUUUUGACGAAUGGGAAAAUUAUUCAUUUGCAAAAUUGGUGUAAUGGCAAAAGAUUAACUCGCACAUUUGGAUCAGUACCAUUAUUCUCAUAUCUUUAUGAUUGUUAUAUAUUAACAUGAUUAUCAUCGAUCACCAUUAUCCCCAUUAUUACUUUUCCUAUUAGCAGGCUAUCAUUGUCAUUCUUAUUGGUAGAAACAGUGACGUCCUUGUCUGCAAUAAUUUCCCUCGUUUCAAUCUAUAUAAAUCUUUAAACGUAAGAAAUAUGCUUCAUCAAGGGACAGUCGGUACCGCGCUUACAAACAUUACUGGGCCGGGAUUCACUAUAGAGUUACGUAUUUAGUAAGUCCCUUAAGUAGUCCGCAUCUAUGCUAAUAGCUAUUAACUAAAUAGUUACGGACUUCGUACGUACCUCAAAAGAUAAAUACUCUCUCGAGAUCCCGUAAGGUUUCGUAACGUGGACUUCUGAGCACCUUUUCUCCACUACACAAUCCCCGAGGUGAACAUUGAUGAAGCCAGGGGUUAGAAGAAGGAAAAGUAUAUUGAAAUAAACAACAAGUGACAUUAGCACAUAACAGUGGCUUGAGAAGCGAUGGAAAACUCUCUACUCUAUAUAUGAAAAUACAAGUGUAUUGACACAUGCAUGAUAGUGGCCUGAAAUGGAAAGGAGAGAGAAAUAUGUACGGUAAUUAGAAGUGAUAUUAUCAUAUGACUGGCCUGAGGAGGUAAGGUACUGAAAUAUAUGUAAUAGAACAGUGUAUAUAUGAAAAUACAAGUGUAUUGACACAUGCAUGAUAGUGGCCUGAAAUGGAAAGGAGAGAGAAAUAUGUACGGUAAUUAGAAGUGACAUUAUCAUAUGACUGGCCUGAGGAGGUAAGGUACUGAAAUAUAUGUAAUAGUACAGUGUAUCUAGAAAGAAGAGUGCUAAUACUUUUUUGGUGACUUUUGGGUGAUCUGGGAGGUGUGAGUGCCUAGCAGUGAAGUACAGUGCUGAAUAAUGACGAGAGAGAGAGAGAGAGAGAGAGAGAGAGAGAGAGAGAGAGAGAGAGAGAGAGAGAGAGAGAGAGAGAGAGAGAGAGAGAGAGAGAGAGAGAGAGAGAGAGAGAGAGAGAGAGAGAGAGAGAGAGAGAGAGAGAGAGAGAGAGAGAGAGAGAGAGAGAGUAUACCUGACAUUGACAGUGCAAUGUUAGAAUGGCCUUUAAUUCGUUUGUAUACUUAUAAUAAUGUUUGGCAGUGACUGAUCCCCAUCUUUUAAACUCAUCAACGUUAAUGAAGUAAUAAACAUAUGUUUCGUAACUUGUAAAUCAUGCUUACCAUCAUUAAUAAUGUUGAUACACGCACAUAUAAUAGACCGCUUUGGUACACACGGUAGUCUGAGUUGGUAUAGGUGCGCCAAGUUGACAAUGAGCCGAGUUGGCAAUGGGCUGAGUUGCCCUGUAACCCUCUUUUGGGCUCCACUGACACUGCUGUCUCUUGUAUCAUAUGAUUAUGAAGCAUUAUUUGUAUGUAAUAGCUAUUGAUUGGUUAAUGUCCCUCGAGGAAAAGCGCUGCUAUUAGCUGAAGGAAAAAUGUCAACCAUGCACUAAUGUCAUCUAGCAGGGACUGCCACCAUCAAAGUGAAACAGAGCUGAAAAGAAAGUAUCCUUAGGAACCUUUACUGAAUCGCUUUAGGGCAGCUGUGGGCAAAUUACGGCCCACUGGCCGCAGGCAACCCGCCAAAGGAGGCCCGACAGAUUUUAGUAAACUUGAAAGAGCAAGUUAAUAAACAACGCCAAAUAGAA